Schizophyllum commune H4-8 is the source of this 1002-nucleotide messenger RNA. Its product is annotated as mitochondrial ATP synthase. Bases 34 to 558 code for a protein of 174 amino acids. The record is from RefSeq and is a predicted model, not a curated record. Gene Ontology annotation, biological process: proton motive force-driven ATP synthesis. NCBI's taxonomy places the organism in Eukaryota, Fungi, Basidiomycota, Agaricomycetes, Agaricales, Schizophyllaceae. The transcript is spliced from 8 exons. Gene Ontology annotation, molecular function: proton transmembrane transporter activity.
ACCGUCUUCGUCGUUCUCCUCAUUUUCUCCGUCAUGGCCACCAAGGCAGCCACCAAAGCCGCGGUCGACUUUACCCGCAUCUACUCUUCCCUUGGUCUCGGCAAGGAGACCAUCGCCGGCGUCCAGGCCUUCCGCAAGCGCCACGGCGACGCGCAGCGCGAACACGGGCAGUAUGCCGCGCAGCCGACGACCGUCGACUUCGCGCACUACCGCUCCGUGCUGAAGAACCAGGCUGUCGUUGACGAGGCCGAGAAGAUCAUCCAGAACUUCAAGCCGGUCACCUACGACGUCUCCGCGCACGUCAAGGCGAUCGAGGCGUUCGAGGCGAAGGCCGUCGCGAAGGCGAAGGAGACCGAGGAGAAAAUCGACAUCGAGCUCAAGGAGCUGCAGGCCACCCUUGCGAACAUCGAGGAGGCGCGCUCGUUCGAGAACCUCCGUGCGGACGACGUCGGCGACGCCCACCCGCGCCUCCGCGAGGUCGUCGAGACCAUGCUCAAGAAGGGCAAGUGGGAGGUUCCUGGCUACAAGGAGAAGUUCGGCGACCUCAACGCCGUGUAAUCUGCCUACUACCCAUUCGAUCAUUGCAUUAUCUGGAGCAUAGUUCAAUAGAGCGCUGCCGUGAUCAUCAUGGACGAGAAUAUGCAAAUAAAUCCAGUGUAGUGUGGGUAAGGUGCGUCGAGAGAUGCUAAAGUCCCGAGAGAUGGGUGCAGUAUCGGAAGUGAGAUGCAUGAAUCUAGUUAGAAAGCUGCGCGCUAUGCCUCUGCUUCCGCCCACAUCUUCCGCUCCAAUAUGCGCUCCUUCCAUGCCUCCUUUUUCGCGUCAUCCCAGUCCGUGCUCUCUUCCUCAGAAUCCGACAAGUCGACGAGCUCCUGCUUGGGCGCAACGACGCCAGACCGAAUCUUCUGCCCCGGUCGCGGACCAAGGACAACUUUGCGCGAAGCAGCCAAGUUGGAAAGCGCGUCGAGCUUGCUCUGCAUCUCCGCAUCGCUCUGCCUAUGCUGC